Molecule: messenger RNA, 1209 nt
Organism: Verticillium alfalfae VaMs.102
Lineage: Eukaryota; Fungi; Ascomycota; Sordariomycetes; Glomerellales; Plectosphaerellaceae
Exons: 2
Coding region: 1-1209 (402 amino acids)
Source: RefSeq, a predicted model, not a curated record
AUGUCAGCUCUGGAGGGCCCGUUCGCAUGGUCGUCUUUGCUGCGUUGUUCAUCACACGAAUCCUUUGUGCCUAGUCUUGACCUGCCCACCCAAGCAUUAACCUCCAACAGCCUCUACAAGCCCACCUUGCAAAAGCUGCUGGUUCCAGUUGCGGACCAGGCCAACUUGGGGGUUGACUAUCGUCAUGUCGAAAAACAAUACCCACUGGCCAGCACUGCCGAUAUCGCGCACCAAGUCAGCCAAUUUCUCAAGGGCCCAAAGCAGACCAACCCGCCUAAAGAGACUAUAUGGGUCUUUAGCUUCGGCACGUGGGACAUCUGGACCUUGGCAGCCUUGCCUCGCGAAGUGUCCCGGGGUUUGGUACAGAAUAUGGUCGAGCAUCUCUUCAGUCAGAUCGAGCUUCUCUACAAGGCGUCCUUGUCGGUGGACUCCCCUGCCUACUCAGACUUUUGGGCCUACACCAAUGCAUCCCUUCUAGAGAGCUUGAAUGGCAACCCUUCGGCUGAUACCGUCGAGUCUUUCCGCAUCGUCAUUCCCGAACUCUUCGAUUUAUCAUUGACUCCGGGCUGGCACACCCAACGCCCCACACCUCCCGUUCCACACAGCAAGGCGGAGCAUAUGGUCAAUGCCGCAUUCCUUGUUGAUUACUGGAACUCCGAAGUCAUCGGCCGCAUGGACGCCUGGACCCGCCUUGCCGAUCCCGAGCCAGCGCACGAUGACACGGACGUUCCCAAGCGGCCUACGGACGCUGAAGGCAAGCCGUAUUUCGGACUCUGGAGUCCAACUGGAAAGUCCUCCGGCAAAGGCAGAGCCAGCGACGAAACUCUCCUCGUACCUUAUCCCCGCCGCGCCGGACUUCUCACAAACACGACGAGUUUUGUCAAGGAGGUUAUCAUCGAGUCGCAAUUGCGGGCAAGCGGGCUAGGAGAUGGACUUGGAAGAGGAAAACGGGAAGAUGAAGCGUUGCUUCGGUUCGACGAAGUGUGGACACCGUGUAUCUGGGACGGAGCAGCCUCCAAGCCUUGCAAGCAUUCUGACAGGCACCUCUUUUACUCUCCUUUUACCCUAGGAGAAAGGGCAAUCCGGGAGGCAGCGCGACAGACGGCCGAGGCAGUAGCAAUGCGGUUGUUUGCCAAAGAAGGCGAAUAUGACACGGCGGCGUCUGGAUGGAGGGUAGGAGGGCGCCGCCAAGAGGAGACGAGCAAGUGA